AUGAGGGCGAGCCUAGCGCGACAUGCCCGACAUGUCGUCGUACGGCAGGCCCACGCGCCAUCGUGCGCUUCGUACGCAGCAACGCGAAGACGGCCGGUAUUAUCGGCAAGGCAGCAAACGACGACAAUGGGAUGCCGGAUGUUCAAGAGGACCUUUCUCGAAUUCCUCUUCAAAAAGGCACCCCGAGAGAUCCGCCAGCCGGAGUACGAGCCCGGCUGGAUGCAGGUCAUGGUGUGGCGGAGCCGGAUGCUCGACAAGCUGCGGCCCCCGACGCGCAAGGAGCUCAUGACGGCGUGGAGGAGCCUGAUGCAGUCCAAGCUCAAGAGCAAGGUGCCACUCAACAGCACGCAGGCGCUGCAGUGCCGACGCCUCCUCGAGUACCUCACCCAACCCGCCCAGCAGGCCGACAAUCAAAACGUCAAGAAGCUCUCCACGGCCGAUCUGACCAUGGCGCGCAAGGUACUCCUCGAGAUCGAACCGUACGAGAGGACGAAGCAGCAUCUCGACCUGGCCAGGGCCCUCGAUGCCGUCUGGCAGUCGGGCGAAUAUCAUGGCAAGGACAAGGACGCGCAGGAGCUCUGGAGCCACCUUGUGCGCGCCAUGUGUCGAUACGGCGGCGCCAGGGAGGCCCUCGCGGAGCUGUACGCCAAGUGGGACGACCCCAGCUAUUCCAGAUAUAUCGCGACAGCGGGAGACGAACGAGUCCUCGAGGACGUCGCCCGCGGACUCGCCGACGAGGGCCACGAGAAGGACCUCGUUGAGCUCAUUGAGCGAGACGACGUCGCCUACACACCCAGACUACAAGAGAUUGUCACCACACACUAUGCCCGGCAGAGCCGGGUCCCCGAGACCCAGAAGUGGUUCACCAAGCCUCUAGCCGCCGGGCUGCCGCGCCCUUCGACAUACCACGCUGUAGCAGCAUUCGCAUCCAGGAACGGCCUGGUGGACUGGGUGACGCCCUUCCUUCUGGAGCUGGGCCAGGCCCAACCCCGUAAGACGUACUGGGAUGCCCUGCUCCGGUCCAUGCUUCUCGCGGGCAUACCCCUCGACGAGGUCCGGACCAUGAUGUCCCAUAUGAUGGGACAAAACGGGCCCUUAUCGCCCGAUACGGCCACGGCGAACGCCAUGCUCAGGGCGGCCGCCGAGCUGGGGGAUCGCGAGCUGGCGGAAGGCAUUCUGUCGAUAGCAUCGGAGAAGUGGAUCCGGCUAGACGGCGAGUCGUACCUCAUCCUGCUGUCGCUGCACGUUGCGGCCGGGUCGGUGGCCGAUGCCAAGGCGGCGUUCGACCAGAUGACCAACGUCGGCUCUCUAUCGGGCGAUUCGACAACGCUGUGGGCCGAGUACGACGACACCAUGAACCGCUACCUGGUGCUCCUGUGCCGGCAGAGACCCCCGGACUUCAAGCUGCUGCUGGAGCUGCUGAGCGUGGUGGAGGAGGAGCGACUGCACCUGAGACCAGAGACGGUCGCCCGGCUGUGCCUGCGCUUCCUCGAGAACGACCAGUUUUUUGACGUUAUGGAUAUCCUGUCCAUCCACGCCUUCACAUACAGCGAGGCGCAGCGCGAUGUGGUCCAAGAGUCGUUCUUCCGGUUCUGCGUCGACGCCAACACGAGCACGUCCCGCGCCUGGGGCACGUACCAGCUCCUGCAGCAGUUCUUCCAGGACCUCAGCUUCGACCGGCGCGUCCUCCUCCUCGAGGCCUUCUUCGACCGGCGCAGGCCCGACAUGGCCACCCACGUCUUCAGCCACAUGCGGCAGCACGGCAACGUGGCCUUCCAGCCCAGGCUGGACACGUACGUCCGGUGCUUCGAGGGCUUCUCCCGCAACCCAGACCGCGAGGGCACCGAGUCAGUGCACAACAUGCUCAAGAUGGACCCGCGCGUCCGACCGGACACGAGGCUCAACACGGCCCUCAUGCUCGCCUACGCCGCGUGCGAGAGGCCGCUCAAGGCCCUCGACUUCUGGAGCGAGAUCAAGCAGUCGCCCGACGGACCCUCGUACGCCAGCCUAGAGGCCGUCUUCUGGACGCUCGAGCGGAAGUCGGGCGGAGGCACCAUGGCCAGAGAGAUCUGGGACAAGAUCGAGGCCAUGGAUCUCGAGGUGCCGACGCAGGUCUACACGGCGUAUAUGGGCGCUAUUGCCGCCUCUGCCAACCAGACCGAGGCGAGGAGUCUGCUGACCAAGAUGGCGUCUUAUACCGGUUCUGAGCCGGAUGCCAUGGCACUGGGUAUCGUCUUCAAUGCGCUACCCGGCGAUAAACUUCAGGCUGAGUUCAAAGAAUGGGCGGCCAAAAAGUACCGCCAAGCCUGGGCCGAGUUGCAGAAGAAGAGGAAACGUAGGACGGAACUCGGCGUAUGCCAAUACAAACUUGACAGAGUUGUCAAGGCCUAA
Messenger RNA from Geosmithia morbida, 2391 nucleotides. Its product is annotated as mitochondrial respiratory complex I chaperone. Gene Ontology annotation, molecular function: protein binding. The record is from RefSeq and is a predicted model, not a curated record. The transcript is spliced from 2 exons. Bases 1 to 2391 code for a protein of 796 amino acids. Lineage: Eukaryota; Fungi; Ascomycota; Sordariomycetes; Hypocreales; Bionectriaceae.